Candida tropicalis MYA-3404 is the source of this 1914-nucleotide messenger RNA. RefSeq lists its product as uncharacterized. Gene Ontology annotation, molecular function: phosphatidylinositol binding. Gene Ontology annotation, biological process: retrograde transport, endosome to Golgi. Lineage: Eukaryota; Fungi; Ascomycota; Pichiomycetes; Serinales; Debaryomycetaceae. The transcript has a single exon. The record is from RefSeq and is a predicted model, not a curated record. Bases 1 to 1914 code for a protein of 637 amino acids.
AUGUCAACUGAUAAUUUAUUCGAAGACAUAGAACAAGACAACAAUCCAUCUUUUUAUGGUAAUCCGUCAAUAUUAAGUGACCCAUAUCGUCCGACAUCAACCACAGAUCAGAAACAUGAUGGCAAGAGUAGUCAGCAACCACACAACAACGCACAACAGACACAACAAUCACAAGCAAGUAAUGGUGUUGCCUCAAAUGGAUUUCCUAAUAAUGAAUUGGUAAACAGCACCAUUGGGUUGUCUAACAAAAUCCUAGAAUUAUUGAACGAUUCUGAUUUGCAAGUCGAUAUUGUCAACUCAGAAAAGUUAGUCAAUUCUUCGGUUAUAGUAUACACAAUAGAAUUAUCUUCCAAAGAUACAAAAAUUGUGGUUAAAAGACGAUAUAGUGAAUUUAAAUCAUUAAGAGACAAUUUGUUAAAAUUAUUCCCAACAUUAAUUAUCCCUCCCAUUCCUGAAAAACAUUCAAUUUUAAGUUACUUGUUAAACACAAUCAAUCAUUCCCAUGAGAUCUCUAUUAUCGAAAUGAGAAAGAGAUACUUUAAAAUGUUUUUAGAGGAUUUGAUAUUUCAACUGGAUGAGAAAUUAAAGAAUUGUCCCCUUUUGCACAAAUUUUUUGAUCCAAAUUAUGAAUUGUGUUGGUAUAAUGCGUUGAAUGAACCACCUGUUAAUCUAAUUCCAGAUAAUUUACUAUUGGCUAAUCCAAUCAAUCCUGCUGAUCAGAAUGGAUUGUACUCUUUGUUACCAGUGGUUAAUGGAUUUGAUUUCAAUUCAAAUAUUGACAAUUUAUCUAGUUUGAAGAAGAUUAAUGAUGAUUUGUAUAAACUAAACGAUCAGGUAAAGUUGUAUGAGUUGAAGGGAUUUGAACAAGACUUAAAAUUCUCCAUUCCUGAUGAACUCAUCCAAUUUGAAAUCAAAUUCCAUCAAACGAUCAAGAAUAUUUCUGAUUUGAAUAAAUUGAAUGUUAAAACAACAAAGAGUUACAGGAGCUUGGUUGAUACAUUGAUUGAUUUGGGUGGAAAUUUAAACAACUUUUCGUUACAAGUUUAUCAACAAAAAUCUGGAAGCAAUAACGAAUUACUGGAAGCUAUAGAGAAAUUUGGGUCAACAAUGGAUCAAUCUUUUCUUAAUUUUGAAAGUUUUAUUUUGAAUCAGUUAAUUCCUCAAUGGCAAGAACCAGUCGAUCAAAUGAUUUUGUAUUUCCACGGUUCAUUAAACUUAAUAAAGUUCUACAAAUAUAAGGUCAUACAGUUUAAAAUUUUGUACAAGCUAAAGUUCAACAAGUUUCAACAAUUGAUAAAUUUAACAAACAUUGGGGGUACUUCUGUAGUCCCAAGAAGAUCUGUUGAUGCUGAUGAUUCUGAAGGCAGUAUUAACGGUAAUGAUGCCAACAAUCAAGAUGAUAUGGAUACAACAGCAAAAAGUUUUGAUCAUUUGAAAGAAUUAAACAGUCCAACUAUUAACAAUGCAUUAAAGAAUUUGUCAUCUAAGAAAUUGGGUAAAAAAUCAUCUUGGUAUGGAUUAUUUGGUGGAAACAAUCAAACAAAGAAAUUUAAUUUCCAACUCCCAGUAGAAGAUCCAAAUACAGGUACAACUACUGCUUCUUCAUCACAACAACAAAAACCACCACAAAGUCACCAACAGCACCAUCAAGCAUCAAUUAAGUUUAAACUUAGCCAUAUAGAAAAAGAAUUGAACAAACUAAAUCAAUUGAUAGAAUUAUGCAAUCAAGACAUGCACAAAUUGACAGAAGCUUUGGUUACUACAUUUGAGGAAUUUUUAGUUAAAUUGGAAAAGAAGUGGUUACAUUUAAUGAUCAACUACAUCAAGAAUUGUAAGAACUUGUUUGAGGCUAAUUUGACUAAUUGGCAAGAAUUUAAAGAAUCUUUAAUUAAUGAAACAAGAGAAGUGAACUAG